CAACAUCUGUUAAGUUUGGCCGCUUUGCAACACUGCCACACAUGUUCAUCGGAAUCAAAAUUUUGUUGCCAUUUGCGGUUAAAUUUUCACUGCCCAACUAACUUUUAAAGUUAGUACAACACGUGAUAAUCGUACGAAUCUAAGGAACACCAUGAGUGCCAGUGAAAAAUUCGUGAGCUGGCUAAACGAGCAGCUGCGCCAGCUGAAUAUGGACGAGGGGGUUUUCGGCUCCUACAUUGUGGGCAUCCUGGAGGGCGAUGAAACGACGGAGGAGAAGACUGAAGCUCUCGAAGGAAUUCUAAGCGAAACAGGGUCUUCCAACAUUGAUGAACUGGUGGCCACCAUUCUGCAAAAGUGGCUGACGAGCCAUCCCAGCGCCGAUGAGCCGCCCAAGAAGGGCUUGGACAUCGAUGUUAAUGCCCAGCUAGCCAAGAUGCUGGAGCAACAGAAGCUGCAACCUGCCGCCUCCAAGGAACGCGAAUACACAGAAGAAGAACGACGCAUCAAACAACAGAUACUGGCCCAGUACUCACAGACGGCAGUUCUGAAUGAAGAUGAAGACGAUUCCCAGGUGGAGAGCGAGGAUGACAGUGGCGCUUUGGCUCCCAAUACCAACAAGUCAGAUGUCCAGGCCCUGGCCAAGGAGAAACGAGAGCAGGCCCGGCUGGACAGUGCGGCCAAGAAGCAAAAGGAUAAAGAGGACCGUGAAAAACAGAAACAGCUCCGCGAGGAAAAGAAGGAAAAGCGAAAGACAGUGAAAGGUGAAAGGCGCCGGUAACCGUCCCCCAGCCAACUAUUGUUCAGUUUCAUAUUAACCCACAGGAUAUAUACAACUUUGUAAUGCAAUUGAAACGCCAAAGUUUUAAAUGGAUAUUUUUAAAAUGUU
Messenger RNA from Drosophila bipectinata, 886 nucleotides. Its product is annotated as coiled-coil domain-containing protein 43. The record is from RefSeq and is a predicted model, not a curated record. Lineage: Eukaryota; Metazoa; Arthropoda; Insecta; Diptera; Drosophilidae.